AUGGCGAGAAGGGAAGUUCUGAGCGCGUACCGCGCGCUUCUGAAAGCGACUCGGAAAACAUUCUCCGGCGACACUGUGAUGCUGAAGGAAUCGGCGGUGGAGGUAAGGAAGAAGUUUGAGGAGAACAGGGAUGUGAGCUCCAAGGCGGAGAUCCAGAAGCUUCUCGAAGAAGCCGGCGAGGCUUCCGAUUUCAUCACCAACAUGAUUGUCCAGGCACAGCUCAACAGCGAUGCCGGAAGUUACGUGGUGAAGCCGGGUAAAGAGCAUGCCGGAGCAACACUUGAACUCCCCUCCGAAGAAAUUAUUCGAAAGUCAGGAUAA
Messenger RNA from Sphenostylis stenocarpa, 321 nucleotides. The record is from the annotation of a GenBank genome assembly. Lineage: Eukaryota; Viridiplantae; Streptophyta; Magnoliopsida; Fabales; Fabaceae.